UCACCGCCAAUUUCCUCCUUCAGAUUCAAAUCAACCACCAUUUUCGCUCGCCAUUGUUCUUCCUCCUCCUCCUCCGCCGCCGUCGCCGCCGCCACCGCCGUUUCCUCGCACAAUUUAUUUUUCUGUGUUCGUCAAUCAAUCGCAUUGUUUCGACAUUGUGAAAUCCGAUAUGGCUGCACUCGCAGUUGAGCAGCUAAAUCAAUUGCGCGACAUUUUUGCACGAUUCGAUAUGGAUUCAGAUGGAAGCCUCACGAUUCUUGAACUAGCAGCGUUGCUUCGAUCGCUCGGUCUCAAGCCCUCCGGCGACCAAAUCCAUGUUCUUCUCGCUAAUAUGGAUGCGAACGGAAAUGGCUCUGUAGAGUUUGACGAAUUGGUGACUGCGAUUAGGCCGGAUUUCAACGAGGAGGUAACAGUAAAUCAGACGCAACUUCUUGAGGUCUUCCGUUCGUUCGACCGAGACGGCAAUGGAUAUAUAACCGCAGCGGAACUUGCGGGAUCGAUGGCGAAGAUGGGACAGCCAUUGACAUACAGAGAGCUAACAGAGAUGAUGAAGGAAGCCGAUACGGAUGGCGAUGGUGUUAUUAGCUUCAAUGAAUUUGCAUCUGUAAUGGCUAAAUCUGCCUCUGAAUUUCUAGGGCUUGCAAUCGCUUAACUAGGUCAGAAUCGUUUCUUCUUAAUCUUCUACGCUUUCGAAAUGUGAAAACUGUAAUAUAACCAUCAGAAGUUUUCCCCACCCUGAUCUAAUUAACAACCACUGCCGCCAUGAUCUUAGAACAUUGGAAUAAAUUAGCGUUUAAUAA
Messenger RNA from Cucurbita maxima (winter squash), 800 nucleotides. RefSeq names its product probable calcium-binding protein CML15. The transcript has a single exon. The record is from RefSeq and is a predicted model, not a curated record. Gene Ontology annotation, molecular function: calcium ion binding; enzyme regulator activity. Lineage: Eukaryota; Viridiplantae; Streptophyta; Magnoliopsida; Cucurbitales; Cucurbitaceae. Bases 170 to 652 code for a protein of 160 amino acids.